GUUAUACUUUUACCAGCAUCAGGUCACAAAUUGUUUAUGAUAUCUUUAGGUAAAUAUUACAUGAGGCUGCAUGAAUCAAUAAGCUAUCAUAAACAAGAGUUCAACUGUUACUGAAGAGUGGAACAAACAGGAUAAUUUCCACCACAUGAUGAGAAGGACCUAAAGACAAUGGCGUGCUCGCCAUGGCACAUCAUGACCCGAGGUUCGGUGUAUCGGAAGAUCUUCGUCCUGGCCAUGCUGUUCGGUGUGCUGUGGUGCCUGAUGCUUGUGAAGUUCUCUAUGACGCUGAACGUACAACAACACAAGUCAAGCGAGGUGUUAAAGGAGGAGAUCGUGAGGCUAAGUGAAGACUACAUCCGUUCGCUGGCCAGGGAAAAUGGUGAUAUGGUGGAUGGGCCGUAUGCAGGCAGGUUCACCGCUUAUGAUCUGAAGAAAACGAUGGCCGUUCUGUUAGAGAAUAUUUUGGAACGGGUGCAGCGACUGGAGAGAGCAGUGGACAUACUUCUCAACUCGACCACACUCAUCGGGAUUCCAUCUCUAGCUGCUGUCGACAAUAGCAAGCUCAGGCCCAUUAUCAGGGCUAAAGAUCUGAUUGAAGGUGUGGAGGAAAAAUGCCAGCUGUCGGAAGAAGACAAGAACCGGUAUCCACAUUGUCUCAACAAGAUGGCGUGGAUGAAGGCGAUGUGGAAGUCAGACCCAUGUUAUGUGUCCUACGGGGUGGAUGGAUCUGACUGUUCGUUCGUCAUGUACCUCAGCGAGGUGGAAGGGUUCUGUCCGAAGAAGGCCUGGGGUGGGUCCCAUAAACUGGAGCUCAAGGAAGGACCUGUCCUCAUUGCCAAGGUUCGGACAGACCUCGAUGGUUUGUUGACUCUGUUGAAGGACCCGAACGAGCGCCAGGGUUACGCGUGGAUUAGAAUGCGAAUCAGUCGAAUGUGGAGCAAGUGGACGGCGGCCAUCGGCAGACUGCAGAAGAAACAGGAUCUGACAAACAGAAAAACUAAAAAAAUCUUGAUUCACCUCGGGCUUCUGUCAAAGCAGUCUGGGUGGAAGUUCGCAGAGAUGCAAUUCAAAGGAGGCCCUCUUGGGGAGCUGGUGCAGUGGGCUGAUUUGAUUUCCACGUUGUACAUAUUCGGCCAUGAGCUGACGAUUACCAGCGAAGUGGAGCAGCUGGUGGAAAUUUUGGCCAAACUGCCAGCGAAAUCCCCGUGUCAGAGCCGAAAGGAACUUCCAGUGAACAUGAUCUACACGGACAUCAUGGGCCUCAUCCAGUUCAAGAAGAAAGUCAGGGGAGGAUUCGGAAAGUUCAGUUGCCUGUUUCGAGUGGUUGACUCUUUCGGCACAGAGCCUGCGUACAACCACCGAGGUUUCGCAAAACAGAACAAAAUCCUCUCCUCGUGGGGCGGACAAGAUCUGCAGCCGAAGCAAUUCUUUACCAUGUUCCCACACAGUCCGGAUAAUUCUUUCAUGGGUUUCGUUGUUGAACAACUCGUGAACCUCACAGAGAAUAUCAAAAGAAAAGAUCAAGCUCUGGUCUACGGCAAAAAUGUGUACAUGUGGGAGGGGAAACAGGCCUAUCUGGAUACCAUACACAAAUAUGUUGAAGUCCACGGUACAGUCUACUCGUCCGAUGAGAAACCUCGAUUACCGAGUUACGUCAACAACCACGGCCUGCUCAUUGGGAAGGAUCUUCAUAGGUUACUUCGUCAAUCAAAGAUAUUUGUUGGUCUAGGGUUCCCCUAUGAGGGCCCUGCCCCUCUGGAAGCGAUUGCCAACGGUGCUGUGUUUAUCAACCCCAAGUUCAGCCCACCACACAGCAGCAAGAACACGGCUUUCUUCAAGGGGAAGCCCACACACAGGGAGUUGACGAGUCAGCACCCGUAUGCAGAAAUGUUUAUCGGUCCUCCGUAUGUGCAUACCGUCCACAUUAACAACACACAGCAAGUUGGACAGCUGGUGGAGGAGAUUUUAAAAAACAAUACAUUCAGUCCAUACUUGCCAUUUGAGUACACCGAGGAGGGCAUGCUACAGAGGAUGAAUGCUUAUAUACAGCAUCAAGACUUCUGCAGGUUUGAAAACGCCAUUUCAAUAUGGCCGCCAUCAGAAGCAAUAAAAACAUUCCUUGGGCCGGCAGGAAUCUCUUGCCGAGAUGUGUGUUGGAAUCAUAAUCUCAUUUGUGAACCGACCCACUUCAAGGAACUCAACUCAUUCCAGCAGAUUGAGAAGCAGUCUGUGACGUGUGCCAAGCGUCAAACUCAGACAAAUAUUUUCUUUCCUUCAUAUAACGAAAACACGAAAGAGUGCACCUUGCAAGGGGACGAACUCUUGUUCAGCUGUGUAGGGGAGAAAACCUACCUCAGAAGACUGUGUCCCUGUCGGAACUACAUAGUGGGUCAGAUAGCACUGUGUCAGGGUUGUGAAAGGUGAUGGUCACUGUAAAGUAUUUGACCUUUGACUCAGAUCUAGUCAUGAUCACUUCAUAAUAUUUUUCAUCUUUGAUUUCACCCUUGAUGUGAAACGCCCCACUCUCUGUGUAUGAAAUGUGAUGAUUAUUUUUUACAGUAUUUGACUUUUGACCCCAUCCUAGGUGAAUACUUUACAGAAUUUGACCUUUGACCCCAAUCCAGUAAUGAUCACUUCACAGUAUUUUAAUCUUUGACUUCACCCUAGAUGUGAAAGAUCCCACUCUCUGUGAAAUGUGAUGAUUAUUUUUACAGUAUUUGACCUUUGACGACCUAGGAAUGAAAUGUGAUGAAUACUUUACAGUAUUUGACCUUUGUAGUUUGAGAAAGGUGAUGGUCACUUUACGGCAUUUAAUCUUUGACCCCACGCUAGAUGUGAAACACACUGAAACUUGAUGAUUAUUUUUAUAGCAUUUGACCUUAGCUAGUGCCAACCAGUGUGCGACAAUGCAUUUCCAUGAGAUACAGCAACAAUAACAGCAUUUGACCUUUGACCCAACCUUAAGAGUGAAAGGUGAUGAAUAUAUUACAGUAUUGACCUUUGACGCCAUCCUAGGUGUGAAAAGUAUUUACCCUUUCAGUCCAUCUUAGGUGCGAUAGGUGAUGAAUACAUUACAGUAUUUGACCUUUGACCCCCAAUCUUGGUGUGAAAGCUUAUGAACACUUUUUAGUAUUAAAUCUAGAUGUGAAAGGUGAUGGUCAUUUUAGAGUAUUUUAACUAUCUACCCAACCCUAGCUUUGAAAGGUGGCGAUAACUUUACAGUAUUUGAACACUACCAGCGAUACCAUUAACAGGUGGCUAUCAGCAAUUUUUUGUUGUCUAUUUAAUAAAUGUCUGCCGGGUAUAGAAUUACAAAGACUGAAUGUUAAUAUUUUUUUAAUAUAAUUUGUGCAUGUUAAUAUCCUUGUGACCUGCAGUAGAAAGUUUGUCUCUGAUUGGUUAAAAUAACUAAACAUUUAAGAUAAAGCAAUGAAUUGCAUCAUUCUUAGGCUUCGGUGUCAACUUGUUUAGGUCACAUGGCAUUUAUAGCAGAUAGUAACAGCCUCCUAUUAUUUAAUUUUAUUCUGUUAUAUUUAGUCUUAAUGACCUCACUGACCACCAUACAUUGUAGUCAGUGUUUCUGCCAGAAAGAAAUUUUUGGGUAUGAUGCUAAAGAAUUGAAUGCAACCACAGUCAACAGUGGGUAUGGGUGGCAUCCCCUGAAAGAAAAUGGGU
Molecule: messenger RNA, 3675 nt
Organism: Gigantopelta aegis
Lineage: Eukaryota; Metazoa; Mollusca; Gastropoda; Neomphalida; Peltospiridae
Product: alpha-1,6-mannosylglycoprotein 6-beta-N-acetylglucosaminyltransferase A-like
Exons: 17
Coding region: 169-2424 (751 amino acids)
Biological process (GO): protein N-linked glycosylation
Cellular component (GO): Golgi apparatus
Molecular function (GO): alpha-1,6-mannosylglycoprotein 6-beta-N-acetylglucosaminyltransferase activity
Source: RefSeq, a predicted model, not a curated record